Colias croceus (clouded yellow) is the source of this 710-nucleotide messenger RNA. RefSeq names its product putative glutathione-specific gamma-glutamylcyclotransferase 2. The coding region runs from base 152 to 694 and encodes 180 amino acids. Gene Ontology annotation, biological process: glutathione catabolic process. The transcript has 3 exons. The record is from RefSeq and is a predicted model, not a curated record. NCBI's taxonomy places the organism in Eukaryota, Metazoa, Arthropoda, Insecta, Lepidoptera, Pieridae. Gene Ontology annotation, molecular function: gamma-glutamylcyclotransferase activity; glutathione specific gamma-glutamylcyclotransferase activity. Gene Ontology annotation, cellular component: cytoplasm.
GUCACAGGACUGCAUGUAAAAAUGUAGCUUAAAUUUAGAUUAUUAUUUUAAUGAAUAAUUUAAAUGCAUAUAGAAAUUAGAAUGUAUGUAUUAUAAUUUAAUUUGAAAUUAAUAUAAUAAAAAAUAUUAAGUGUAAAUAAGAACAUAGAAAAUGUGGGUGUUCGGAUAUGGCUCUUUAGUAUGGAAAGUAGAUUUUAAGUAUGAAUAUAAAUCUGUUGGAUAUAUUAAAGGGUACCUUAGAAGAUUCUAUCAACAUAGUAUCGAUCACAGAGGAGUUCCUGAAAAGCCAGGCAGAGUAGUUACCUUGAUUCCUAGCGAUGACCCUAACAGUAAAGUAUGGGGCGUUGCUUAUAAAAUAAGAAGUGAGGAUGUUGACGAAGUAACAAAGCAUUUAGAUUAUAGAGAAAAAAAUGGUUAUUCCAAGAAAAUAGUAACAUUCCAUCCAAGAGACAGCAAACUAGAACCUUUUGAAUUGACGCUGUAUGUAGCGACACAGGAAAAUGAAUCUUAUGCAGGUGCGGCAUCAAUAGAAGAUAUAGCCAAACAGGUAGUUGUUUGUCGAGGUCCCAGUGGUUUAAAUAAAGACUAUGUGUACCAACUAGCAGAUGCAAUGAGGCAGAUUGCACCAGAAGUGGACGACGAUCAUCUCUUCUCCCUUGAGGCUGCUGUGAAGGAACUUGAUACUGAUAAAUAGACAAUUAUUGUAAUUA